AUGGCCUCUCGCCCUGAAAUCAUCGGCCCUGAAGCCGGCCCCGAAAAGCCCUACCCUUACAAGAUGGAAGGCAAAGUCAUUUCAGGCUUCGGCCGCGGCUCCAAAGAGCUUGGCAUCCCAACCGCCAACCUCCCCGUCGAUGACGCCCUCACCCCCUGGAUCGCCAACAUCCCCUCCGGCGUCUACUUCGGCUACGCCUCCCUCGCCCUGCCCCCCUCCCACCCAGACAAGCCCUCCUCUGCAGCAGCCGGCGCAUUCACAGUCUUCCCCAUGGUAAUGUCCAUCGGCUACAACCCCUUCUACAAAAACACCGUCCGCAGCGCAGAGGUGCACAUCCUGCACAAGUUUAGCCGCGACUUUUACGACGCCCACAUGCGUCUCCUCAUCCUGGGCUUCAUCCGCGAGGAAAAGGACUACAAGAGCCUGGAGGCGCUGAUUGACGAUAUCAACUUUGAUUGCGAGGUGGCGAAGAAGAGUGUUGCGAGGGAGGCGUGGGGGUGGGAUAAGGGCAGUGGGGAGGACGCGGAGUGGUUUGUUAAGCCUUUAUAG
Messenger RNA from Trichoderma gamsii, 549 nucleotides. Its product is annotated as riboflavin kinase. Bases 1 to 549 code for a protein of 182 amino acids. Lineage: Eukaryota; Fungi; Ascomycota; Sordariomycetes; Hypocreales; Hypocreaceae. Gene Ontology annotation, molecular function: riboflavin kinase activity. The transcript is spliced from 2 exons. Gene Ontology annotation, biological process: riboflavin biosynthetic process; FMN biosynthetic process. Gene Ontology annotation, cellular component: mitochondrion. The record is from RefSeq and is a predicted model, not a curated record.